AUGUCGGAUCGAGAGAGGAGUCGCUCUAGGACUCGCAACGGGUCUCGGGAGCCGGCACCGAAGCCCGCUGCUAUGUCGCGAGGUCACAGCAGAAGCCGGUCUCGGACGCCGCCCCCGCCAAAAGCUUCUAGCAGAAAAUACAGGAGCCCGACGCGCUCACGCUCGGGCUCCCCGCGACGCGGCUACCGCUCGCGGUACUCCCGCAGCCGUAGCCGCUCGUACUCGCCUCGCGGCUCAUAUCGCCGCUCGCACUCCCACAGCCCUAUGUCCUCGCGGCGCCGCCAUCUUGGUGAUAGGGUGAGGAGCGAUGUUUAUCCAGAAACAAGGCGCGGCGUCAAUCACCGCACGGGAGAGAUAAUUGAAAACCCAACUCCGUCGAGGUGUCUCGGCGUCUUCGGCCUGAGCUUGUAUACUACCGAGCAACAAAUUAACCAAAUCUUUUCGAAAUAUGGACCAGUUGAUAAAGUACAAGUCGUCAUUGACGCCAAGACUGGCCGCUCUCGAGGCUUCUGCUUCGUAUAUUUUGAGCAUCAAGAGGAUGCUAAAGUUGCAAAGAACGAGUGCACCGGUAUGGAGAUCGACGGGCGCCGCAUCCGCGUAGACUUCUCCAUUACACAGCGUGCUCACACGCCUACACCCGGCAUUUAUAUGGGCAAACCUACUGUCAGUAGAGGUGACAACGGGUACGACAGACGCGGACGAGACAGAGACGAUUACUACUACCGCGGAGGCGGCGGCGGCGGCGGCUACCGCGAGCGCGACUACUACCACCGCGGCUACCGUCAUCGCUCCCCCUCUCCGCACUACCGGCGCCGUCGCUACGAGCGCGAGCGCUCCUACUCGCCUCGUCGUUAUUAG
Messenger RNA from Arctia plantaginis, 858 nucleotides. Lineage: Eukaryota; Metazoa; Arthropoda; Insecta; Lepidoptera; Erebidae. The record is from the annotation of a GenBank genome assembly.